AGUCUCACAUGUGAUUUCACAAAUACUAGACACGUCUAGGAGCUGUUACCUUUCUUAGAGAAACCCAAGAGUUUACUGGUCGGUCGAGUAGGUGACAAUGGCUGAGGAUGCUAAAUUAUCGAAGUGGCUGGGUAGCUAUUAUAUGGUAACCCUUAAAGAACCGUUCGGCCAACGUCUUCAGGGAAUCCUAACUGGUCUUGUUCCUCAGCAACAUCUUACAUUAGACCAAGCUGUGGCAGUAGGCACAAAUCAAUUCUUCGGGCAUGUGGUCAUCAGCGCGAGCAAUGUUAACGAUAUUUCCCUAACCUCAAAUCCUACUUUCACAACUGCUGAAACUACGACUACGCCUACUUCAACAACGGCGCCCCCCUCGGCCUUCCAAGAUCCUGCAAUCUUGAGCUUGACUCCCAAAACGAGCACAGCUCCUCCCCGCGACCCACGUUAUCAUGCUCAACCAAAUAUUGUAGAGAAGCGAGAUCCUCCAGUCAUCCCGAAUCCUGCCGAUCGCUUGACAUACUCUUCCCCGGAUGAGGUGACCGAUGCAGCUACCACUACUACACUUAACGCCUCUACAGCGAGACUGCGAAUUUCCCCAACUCCUCAUUCCAGGCGAAACACCAUAACAGAGCACAGGGCCCAAACAGCUCCCACUAUACCUGACGAACCAUCCGACCCCCGAAAAGACAACCGUAAAAGCACACGAGGUCGGGGUCGACGCAGGAAUAAAAUGGCUGAUAGCAAUGGUUCCCCAGCACAGCAAACCAACCGAGGCCCGGGUUGGAGAGAGACGCCUAUCCUUGAAUCUACUAGGUCAUUUCAGCCGUUCGCAGCGCUAAAGAAGAGCCAGAAAAGUAGAGUAGAGGGAAAUAUCGAAAAUGGCUGGGCUUCGGAGGACGUUACGGAUGUGCAAGAAGCGGGAGACUUUGACUUUGAAGGCGGCCUUGCUAAAUUUGAUAAGAGAAAGAUAUUUGACGAAAUGAAAGAGCAAGAUCAAAUCGAUGAGGCCGAACGCCUGGUAUCCCACAACCGUCUCCCUCGGCCGAAGCCUGGAACGGCGGGCGGGAAGAAUCUUCAUUAUAGCGAGAAUGUAUUGGAUCUUCCCUCGUCAGCAUCCAAACCAAAAGACGCCCCUGGCGACUACUGGAAGAGUGAAGCCGAUGACGACCUUGCCAACGGAGGCGAUCGUGCUAGCGUAGUAGAAGGUAGCGGACGUAAUUCUCGGCUACGGGGAGACUCUCGAUUGUCCACGACCCGGCGUUCACAGUCUCGCAAGGCCAGCACCACAGCAAGUGUUGCUGGCUCGAGUCGAGUCAACUCAGGGGGUACCUCAACGCCUAGCGGGUUCUACACUGUUAGUUCUAAUCGUCGGAUCGAAGCCAUCGCCCACCUCCCGAUGCAGACGCUUGAGAAUGUGGCGCGUCACGAAUUUGGUUUUAGUGAGGACCUUUUAGCCGAAAAUGCAGGCCGCGGCAUCACAGAAGUCGUAAUGCGUGUUCUUGACGAUCCUGCCAUUAGACUUCGUGCUGCCGCCGCGUCGCCGCCAAGUACAACCACUAUAGUUGUUCUCGCUGGUAAUAAUAAGUCCGGAAUCCGUGCCUUAGCAGCUGCCCGCCACCUUCGAAACCAUGGGAUUAACGUCCUGGUGUGUGUGGUCGGCAUCGAGCGGGAGCGUGAGCUGUUGGAGGAUAUUAGGAAACAAGCUCGUCUCCUUCGCAACUUUGGGGGCAUCAUCUUCACCAAAUCGGAGCUUUUCGAGCACGUCAGCCAAGCUAGUAACACCUUAGAGACAGCUUCGCAAGGCUUCGUCACUCUAAUCAUCGAUGCACUCCUAGGACUCACAACACCAUUUGAAGAGCUACGAAAGUCGGACCAGGCCACUACAUAUGAACUUAUGGAAUGGUCAAACAGAAACGAAGCUUUUGUUAUGGCAAUCGAUCUACCAAGUGGUAUCGAACCUCAAACCGGCCGCGUCAACGUCAUCGACGGAGCUAAGCUCUACGUCCACCCCCGUUAUAUAGUUGCCCUCGGCGCACCGAAAGUUGGUCUAUUAAAGGCGCUAGAGUCGGGCGAUGACCGAGACAUCGGCAUGGUAGGGGAGUGGAAGCUAUACCUGGCUGAUAUCGGACUUGGUCCGGUUAUCUGGCGUAAGGUGGCGACUAAGAUCCGUCGCGGUAUCGAUUUCGACGAUAAAUGGGUGUUAGAGCUACGAUACCAACCUGAAAGAGAGGACGACUAGAUUACUUAUUUCUAUAUCCAACUCCGCACGAGGCCGGGUUGCAUAUAUGACGUGCUUGGUUAUUGCGGAAUAAGCGUAUAUCUGUCUUUACGCCGUUCGCAAUUGAGCAAGAGGCGUAAUUUGCUCUUAGCGGGGUUCUUUCUAGUCUAUACCUAAGGCUACAGCGUAAAUGGUAUAUUUACAGUCUACGACCGUCAUGAUGGAGGAAGAGGUUGAAAUCGAGGCUAG
This is a messenger RNA of Daldinia loculata, 2464 nucleotides long. RefSeq names its product YjeF N-terminal domain-like protein. The record is from RefSeq and is a predicted model, not a curated record. Gene Ontology annotation, cellular component: P-body. Gene Ontology annotation, biological process: P-body assembly; deadenylation-independent decapping of nuclear-transcribed mRNA. Gene Ontology annotation, molecular function: mRNA binding. The transcript is spliced from 3 exons. Bases 98 to 2236 code for a protein of 712 amino acids. NCBI's taxonomy places the organism in Eukaryota, Fungi, Ascomycota, Sordariomycetes, Xylariales, Hypoxylaceae.